This is a messenger RNA of Priapulus caudatus, 2400 nucleotides long. RefSeq names its product insulin-induced gene 2 protein-like. Gene Ontology annotation, biological process: cholesterol biosynthetic process; SREBP-SCAP complex retention in endoplasmic reticulum; cellular response to insulin stimulus. The transcript is spliced from 7 exons. NCBI's taxonomy places the organism in Eukaryota, Metazoa, Priapulida, Priapulimorpha, Priapulimorphida, Priapulidae. The coding region runs from base 163 to 825 and encodes 220 amino acids. The record is from RefSeq and is a predicted model, not a curated record. Gene Ontology annotation, cellular component: SREBP-SCAP-Insig complex; endoplasmic reticulum.
GACAUUAAUCACCUCACGCCUUCGCGACUGCAUUGACGUCAACACAACCGAUGGCAGCGAAUGUCUGAUGAUGUCGCCUGUGUGUUAUAUUCAUUGAACAGCAAACCGACAACCUUUCCACACUACUUGACGUAAAGAUUGAAAGAAAGUGUCAGGGUGACAAUGGCAGGGACAAUGGCAAGUUCUAGGCCUGUGACUAAUCCAAGCGUUAAAAUCAUACAACAUCUAAUGUUGCGGGGAAUGCUUCUUUUCAUCAUUGGAGUUUUCUUUUCAUUGAUGCUAAAUCUUCUACAAGUUCAGCGAAAGAUUACUCUGUUCCCACCAGAGGUGCUAGACAGUGUCACAUGCAGUGCGUGGUGGGUUGCACCAUGCUGUGGGGCGGCCGCUGCGAUUAUCGGCCUCAUGUACCCGUGUCUGGAUGACAAGCUGGGAGAGCCGCACCGCUUUCAGCGGGAAUGGUCGAGUGUGAUGCGAUGUGUCGCCGUAUUCGUCGGCAUCAACCACGCCAGCGCUAAAAUUGACUUUGCCAAUAACGUCCAGCUGUCUCUAACGCUUGCCGCGCUGUCUCUCGGCUUGUGGUGGGUCUUCGACCGGUCAAGAAGUGGAUUCGGCCUCGGUCUGGGUAUAGCGGUCCUGGCGACAUUCGUAAUACAGGUUCUUGUCUACAACGGUGUUUACAAGUACACCGAGCCUGACUUCUUGUACAUACGGUCAUGGCUACCUUCCAUAUUUUUCUCAGGAGGCGUGACUAUAGGAAAUAUAGGACGACAACUGGCAACAUACGACUCUGAAUACAUGGCUCUUCGAAAAGGCAAAGUCGAUUGAGGAUGCGAAAAACCGAUUGGCUACCUUGUGCAUCCAGCUGACUGUUGAAGACCUGCCUCAGUUUUAUGGGGCUGCAAACGCAAGUCCAGUAGAAUCUCAACUCUGGGCCGAUUGCAGUCAGCUUUUCCGGGCAAGUCUCGGGAGUGUGCGAAGAUCUGUAUUUAUAUUUUAUUAUUGUUAUGAUGAUUGGCCUUGCUGCCCAAAUGAUGGCAGUUCCAAUGGGAAUGUGCAGAUGGUGUUUGUAUAAUUUGAAUAUUUAUAUUAACAGAAAUUCUGUUUAGCGUGGGAAAAUGGUGGACUUCAUUAGGCUAGAGGUCACAGCAUCUGCGAGCGUAAGUGGAAACAAGUGGUGCGUUAAGUUGUAUUGAUUAGCUCUCUUUAUUAAGAACAUUUCCAAAGAAAAUCUUGUUCAGUGAUUGGUUGUGGUAGUCGAAGCCAGCCUAGCUGCUAUUGUUUGUGCUGGUAGUCAGGGUGUCUGUGUCAAGUGUUUGAGGAACUAUUACAAGGGAAAUGAAAGGUUUCAUCACUAAUUGUACAGUCUACACAGGACAGGAUGAUCAGCUCCUCUGUGGGGUCACACUCUUGCACCCCGUUGUUAGAGGCAGGGUCUAGUACAGUGACAUAUUUGUCCAAUGGUCGCGUAGCAGCACAUGGUAGCAGUGAUGCCCCGUAAAACUGGAAAUUCGUCCAUUUUGGUUUUUGGUUUUUCAAAUCGGUUGAGGCCAUUUAUGUUAGAAACUUGUUUUACUGAAGCUCAGUUUCAUCUAUUUUAAUUUGGACAUAGCUUUCAAUUAUAUUACCGUGUAGGUGUAUCACUUGCUCAAAUGGAAAGUAGAAACGUAGAAUAGUUGUUUUUACCACUGGAAGGCUAAGGCCACGUAACAGUUCAUUAGUAUAUUUAUAAGUAGUUUUGCAUAUACCACAUCUAUUCGAAUAUCCCGUUUCUCGACAUCAAAAUGUAAUACCAGAAGUGAAGUGGGCAUUAUUUCAGAUAUUGCCAUGGACUAUUUUUUACGAAAUUUUGGUAUUAUUAAUCGGCAUCUUAGCGAUGCACGGAAAUCACCAGAACGUAAUACUUGUCUCCUUAAACUGGUCAGAAGCUUCAAUCGACGUCCUCUGUUGUGGUUUCGGACCGGUUUCUUCAGGGGCGUGUUACCCCCUUACAGCUCUUCAUCGCGUGGUAUCAGGAAAGCAACCUGGGCAAUAAAAGCUUGGGAAUCUACAGUAGGUGUCCUUUGAUACCUUAAGAGCCUCACGUGCAAUUUCGAAGGCAGCAUUCGGGAGAUAGAUUUAUGCAAAUCGUUAUAUCUGUUUUAGCAAUUUACCAUGGACAAACUCUGGCUGAAACAAGUAGUGCUUUCAUAAUAGAUUUUAUACUUUGAAAUUACUGAUGCAUUACUGGUCUUACGUAAUGUCACCUGUUACAUGAAGGUUGUGUCAACUUUUUUUUUAAAUUUUUUGCAGGAAUUUACUAUGAACAUAUGUAUACAGUUGAAACUCCUUAAUCUGUCACCCUUGGGAUUAGUAGUGUGUGGAUUAGAAGUGCAGUAUUAAAGAAAAUACCAGACCUCGAAA